Messenger RNA from Aedes albopictus (Asian tiger mosquito), 615 nucleotides. It is a transcript of the gene mRpS6, whose product is annotated as small ribosomal subunit protein bS6m. The record is from RefSeq and is a predicted model, not a curated record. Lineage: Eukaryota; Metazoa; Arthropoda; Insecta; Diptera; Culicidae. The coding region runs from base 123 to 572 and encodes 149 amino acids. Gene Ontology annotation, molecular function: structural constituent of ribosome; small ribosomal subunit rRNA binding. Gene Ontology annotation, cellular component: ribosome; mitochondrial small ribosomal subunit. Gene Ontology annotation, biological process: translation. The transcript has 2 exons.
ACUGUCAUAAUAAACCACAGAUGUCUUUUGAUUUUCUUCCUCGACAUCCACGCAUUUUAGCGGAUUGAUUUUGCAUAACAGUCUCGUUUCAUCAAGUGCAUUUAGUUCAAAUAUUACAGAAAAUGCCUACAUAUGAGUUAGCACUAAUUCUUCGACAAAUGCCAAGGCCGGAAAUGGUAUCGGUGUUGAAACGUACUGCAAAUGCUAUCUUUGACAAGGGUGGUGUUAUCCGUAAGCUGGACAACUUGGGCACCCGACCUCUACCUUUUAAAACCAGUGUACACGGUCUGGUUCACCGGACGGGGUCAUAUUUUGUGUAUAAAUUCGACACACCACCUGCAACAGUCGAAGAUUUAGAAGAGGAAUACGGCCGAGACGUCGACAUUAUUCGGAAGCGAAUCUACAAGGCGGAUUCCACACUCCAGGAGCAAGUAAGCUGCACCCUUCACGAAGAAAUGCUCCCACCGGCAUACAGGAAAGAAGUUCAAAAAAUGGUCGCUACUGCAAAUAAGAACAAAAAGAAGGGUUUCCAGUACAAUACAGGCUACGACUAUUAUCCCUUCCAGAAGUAGGGAGGAGUUCAGUUUUCCGCAAUAGAUGUUAUAGCAAACUCAA